CAAACCGCUCGUAGCCCCGCCCCCUGUGAGCCUUUAUAAGCGAGCGGCUCCGCUGCUGCGUCACACACUGCUUCCAACUGCCGAUCCUUGAACGUCGGAGAGAAGGAGACAGACAGAUCAAAAUGCGUGAGUGUAUUUCUAUGCAUGUGGGCCAGGCCGGAGCCCAGAUGGGCAAUGCAUGCUGGGAGCUCUACUGCCUGGAGCACGGCAUCCAGCCGGACGGCCAGAUGCCCAGUGACAAGACGAUCGGAGGGGGAGACGACUCCUUUAACACGUUCUUCAGUGAGACGGGGUCUGGGAAGCACGUCCCCAGAGCCAUCUUUGUGGAUCUGGAGCCCACCGUGAUUGAUGAAGUCCGUACAGGAACUUAUCGGCAGCUCUUCCAUCCUGAACAGCUGAUCACCGGCAAGGAGGACGCAGCCAACAACUACGCCAGGGGCCACUACACGGUCGGCAAGGAGAUCAUCGACCUGGUUCUGGACAGGACGCGCAAACUGGCUGACCAGUGCACCGGUCUGCAGGGCUUCCUGAUCUUCCACUCAUUCGGUGGAGGAACCGGCUCCGGCUUCACCUCUCUGCUGAUGGAGCGUCUCUCGGUGGACUACGGAAAGAAGUCCAAGCUGGAGUUCGCCGUGUACCCGGCUCCCCAGGUGUCCACGGCGGUGGUGGAGCCGUACAACUCCAUCCUCACCACCCACACCACCCUGGAGCACUCGGAUUGUGCCUUCAUGGUGGACAACGAGGCCAUCUACGACAUCUGCCGCCGCAACCUGGACAUCGAGCGCCCCUCCUACACCAACCUGAACCGCCUCAUCGGCCAGAUCGUGUCGUCCAUCACGGCGUCGCUGCGCUUUGACGGCGCGCUCAACGUGGACCUGACGGAGUUCCAGACCAACCUGGUGCCGUACCCGCGCAUCCACUUCCCUCUGGCCACCUACGCGCCCGUCAUCUCGGCCGAGAAGGCCUACCACGAGCAGCUGUCGGUGGCCGACAUCACCAACGCCUGCUUCGAGCCCGCCAACCAGAUGGUGAAGUGCGACCCGCGCCACGGCAAGUACAUGGCCUGCUGCCUGCUGUACCGUGGCGACGUGGUGCCCAAAGAUGUCAACUCGGCCAUCGCCACCAUCAAGACCAAGCGCUCCAUCCAGUUCGUGGACUGGUGCCCCACUGGCUUCAAGGUGGGCAUCAACUACCAGCCGCCCACCGUGGUGCCGGGCGGAGACCUGGCCAAGGUGCAGCGCGCCGUCUGCAUGCUCAGCAACACCACGGCCAUCGCCGAGGCCUGGGCGCGCCUCGACCACAAGUUCGACCUGAUGUACGCCAAGCGGGCCUUCGUCCACUGGUACGUGGGCGAGGGCAUGGAGGAGGGCGAGUUCUCGGAGGCGCGGGAGGACAUGGCGGCCCUGGAGAAGGACUACGAGGAGGUGGGGACGGACAGCGUCGGCGACGAAGACGAGGGCGAAGAGUACUGAACGCACCGACUCAUUUUUAUCAUGUUUGUGCCUUAAAACAAAUAAAGCUGAUCUGAAAUCUGA
Molecule: messenger RNA, 1535 nt
Organism: Xiphophorus hellerii (green swordtail)
Lineage: Eukaryota; Metazoa; Chordata; Actinopteri; Cyprinodontiformes; Poeciliidae
Product: tubulin alpha chain-like
Exons: 4
Coding region: 123-1472 (449 amino acids)
Biological process (GO): microtubule-based process
Cellular component (GO): microtubule
Molecular function (GO): structural constituent of cytoskeleton; GTP binding
Source: RefSeq, a predicted model, not a curated record